Molecule: messenger RNA, 5099 nt
Organism: Helicoverpa zea (corn earworm)
Lineage: Eukaryota; Metazoa; Arthropoda; Insecta; Lepidoptera; Noctuidae
Gene: krz
Product: beta-arrestin-1
Exons: 14
Coding region: 537-1853 (438 amino acids)
Biological process (GO): G protein-coupled receptor internalization; signal transduction
Cellular component (GO): cytoplasm
Molecular function (GO): G protein-coupled receptor binding
Source: RefSeq, a predicted model, not a curated record
CUUAUGUCAGGCAGCCGUCGUGCUAGCCGAAUGGCCGAUGCAAACGUCGGACCCAAAAGACUUGCUCGACUUCGUACUAGGUACUUCUGCGUGCGCAAAUAAUGGUGAUGUGAAUUUGGGUGGUAUAGAAUCGUAGAGUGAACAUUUAUGUUUUAAAGUUGUUUUUUAUAUGACAGCUUGUAUACCUGUGACGCUGUGCUAUAUUAUUUCCCAGUGUUGUGUAGCAUUUAUCUCUGAAUAAACUUUGGUAUAACGACAGAGUCAGCUGUGGACUAAUCAGUAAUUUACAGAAUUUAGCUGGAUACUAUACGAUGUGUUCCAUGACGGACUAGUGGUAAAUACAGAGAAGCUUACGCGCAAUUCUUCUUGACCGGUUGUAUGUUGAUGCAGGAUCCUCACUUGAGUAUCUUGCGCAAAAGACCGCGCCGCCCAGCCGCUCCUUAAAACGGCGGCGUGGCAGCGCAGUUAGGGUGUAGCGGGAACGCGCACCCUGGAGCCACACAGGGGUCCAUUGUUGAGGAGGGCGCGGCGGCAGAAUGGAAGACGCCGGCAGCAACAAACAGCGACAGGCCACGCGAGUCUUCAAGAAGAGCUCGCCGAAUGGCAAGAUCACAGUAUACUUAGGGAAAAGAGACUUCGUAGACCACAUCACACAUGUAGACCCGAUUGACGGCGUAGUACUAAUCGACCCGGAAUAUGUGAAGGACAGGAAGGUGUUCGGUCAUGUGCUGGCCGCGUUCAGAUACGGCCGGGAAGACCUGGAUGUGCUGGGGCUUACCUUCAGGAAGGAUCUGUACCUGGCCGCUGAACAGAUAUACCCAGCAACGAACACAACAAAGCGUCCUCUAACGCGGCUGCAGGAACGGUUAGUCCGCAAGCUGGGCGCGGCAGCACACCCCUUCUACUUCGAGCUGCCGCCGCACUGCCCCGCCUCCGUCACCCUGCAGCCCGCGCCCGGAGAGACCGGCAAGCCGUGUGGGGUGGAUUAUGAACUGAAGGCGUUCGUCGCUGACUCGCAGGAUGACAAGCCACAUAAGAGGAAUUCAGUGCGGUUAGCCAUCAGAAAGAUAAUGUACGCGCCGAGUAAGCAAGGCGAGCAGCCCUCGGUCGAAGUGUCCAAAGAGUUCAUGAUGAGCCCCAACAAACUAUACCUGGAAGCUUCCUUAGAUAAGGAGUUAUACCACCACGGCGAGAACAUAGCGGUGAACGUGCACAUAGCGAACAACUCGAACCGGUCGGUGAAGCGCAUCAAGGUGUCGGUGCGGCAGUUCGCCGACAUCUGCCUCUUCUCCACCGCGCAGUACAAGUGCACCGUCGCCGAGACAGAGAGCGAGGAGCCCAAAUCGAUGUCGGCGAGACUAUUUAAAUUCCCCUUUAUCGGGAUAUUCAGUAAGAAACAUUCCAUGCGGUCCGUGGAGGGCUGCCCAGUAGGGCCGGGCUUCACGCUGAGCAAGGUGUUCACGGUGACGCCGCUGCUGGCCAACAACAAGGACAAGUGGGGGCUCGCGCUCGACGGACAGCUCAAGCACGAGGACACCAACCUCGCCUCUAGCACGCUAAUCGCGGAUCCAUCGCAGCGAGAGAACCUAGGAAUCAUAGUGCAAUACAAGGUCAAAGUGAAGCUGUGUCUCGGACCACUCGGCGGUGACUUGAGCGCGGAGCUGCCGUUCAUCCUGAUGCACCCCAAGCCGGAGGAGGAGCCCCGCGCCGCGCUCGACGCGCCCAGGCCCGUCGACCACGACCUCAUCACGCUCGACCCGCACCCUGACGAGAACGGUCAAGAGCAAGACGACGACAUAAUCUUCGAGGACUUCGCGCGACUUCGACUGAAAGGUGCGGACGCGGAUGCCUGAGACUCGGCCACGCCCUCGCGCCCCCCGCCACCCCGCGCCCCGCGUCACCCCUGCGCCCUGCGUCAGUAUGCCGCGAUGCCGCGUCGCCGCCGCACGGGUCAUUGCCGCCGCCGUACCUGUUUCGGCGUCUCCCACUUCACUCUCAACAUACCUCCUUCAAACAAAUUCUUUGCAAAACCGGUUCACCGCGACUUAAUAACAGAUGACGACUAACCUAGUCAUCCUACUUAGUGAAGAUCGGAAGCUUGCCCUACUAAGGGCGGUUCUAAUAAUUUUUUGUCACGCUAUUCAUUAAUAAACCACUUACAUUAAAAAUACUCAUAAAUGAGAAGGUUUUUCAAACUUACAAUCACAAUACGAACUGGAAAUUGACUGUAAAGGGUUCCAAAUACAUUGUAAGCAAAACAUUCAAUAAAAUAGGGCUGCGAAACGGGCAAUCAAAACGCCAGCAUGUAAGUCGCCGGUAACAGUUUUUAUAAAUAAGUAUCACACAAAUAUCGCUGUUUGUAAAUCGUACACAAGAGUGUCGUCAAACAAAAAUGAACGAAACAUAAAUACAAUCUGUCCAUGAACAUUUUCAAUCCCUGUACAGUGUAUAAUCGAGAGGAUUUGACUAUUCACGGUAUAGUGUGGCUGUCGGACGCGACGUGACGCGUGACGUCACCGCCCGCGUCACGUCGCUGCGACACUCGCACACACACACAACUAGCGUUAUAUAAUAAAGAAUUUUAUAUUAUAUUCGAUGUAUAUUGUAUGUGAAAAUUUAUUUUAAUAGAUGUCUAUUGAUCAAAUAAGCGAGUACAAUGUUUAAUUACAUUUAUGUUUCACUAUCAUUGGCCAUUGAUUUUUAGGAGUAGUACAAUGUUCGGCGAAUGCAUUUAAUAGUGUAAAAGAUGUGUUAUACCUCUGUAACGUAAUUUUACUUUUUGACGGUAGCAUUGUAUGUCUUAUUGUUGAUGUUGAAGAUAAAUAUACUUAUUACAUUGAUUGUGUUGACUUGUGAGAAAAUGCCGAGUGCGGAAAUGUGUAGGUGUAAGAUGUUAAUUGUAUUUUGUGCACUAAUAUUAUUGUAUUACUUAAAUUUUAUAAAUAAUGAUGGGAUAAUGGAACGUUGCGUCUGUAGCGGUACUGGAUCGGCCGGCGAAUGUUUCUGUAUGGCAGUUGUUGGAGAAAAUGUAUUUAUUGUAAUUUUUAAGCAGUAUCGAUCGCCGGCCACCUUCGUAGUAUCUUAUACUUGAGCAUAUUAGCUGGUAAUUCUGAACGGAUACCGAAGUUAAUCCCGUGAUGGCUUGUUUUGGGGAUAGACAGUCUUGCAUAUGUAUAUCUUGAAGGUUAUUCCCACUUCAAGGUAAUCUUGUAUGACAUUUGUUGGCACAGUACGCGGGCACUCGGCACACCAGUUGCCUUCUUAUAUCGAAAUAUAAAGAAACACUUAAGUAUACAGGAGUAAACAUUUCUUAUAUUCUGUUACACUAGUGUGUGUCAUGCCUUAGUGCGUUUGGUUUCUGCUCUGUAUAUUUGUAAGCAUAAUGUUAGCUGCACCAAGAACAAAUGCUGAAACAAAACUGGCUGUAAUUUAUUCUCGAUUUUCUAUGUCACAGGUUGACCAACCAUUUUUUUCGACCUCGCUAAUAAAAUUGUGUGCUAGCUUCAAAGCUCGUUAUAUUUUCUACAGCUUGACCGCUAAGAUAUAUAAAGCCAGACAUCAGGGAUUACGUUUUGUAAAUAAGAAAUACAUUUUUAAAUUUAAUUUUGGAAUAAAAUGCGCUCGCUGAAACGAGCCAGUUACGGCGCCGUAACCAGGCUUUAUUAGCCAAUCAAGCAUGUUUACGUCACAACCAGUUUGACGACUGCCAAAAUGCGCUCUAUCUACAAACAAUACAGGUCAUAAUUGACUGCAAUGAAUUUACCAACUCCCAAAAACCUUUGUAUCAUAACUUUUUAUUGCCAAUAAGAUUUUAAUUGCAUAUCUACUGACUAAUAAAAUGCAGCUUCGUAUACCACCAAUGUGUAAAAAAGAUAACAAAUAAAUUAUGUAUUAACUCUAUUUUAGUAUAUUUAUGUUAUAACUUGACUCCGUCUGUGUAAUAAAUGGCGCGGUCACGAUGUUACGUCACAGGUUUUAUAUUACGAAAAAGGUUUUUUAUAAGUUGACAAAAUAAAUAGACACGAAUCGCAAAAAGCUCUAAUCUAUGUAGACGAAUUUUAAAGAAGGUUUCGUAUUUAUUUCGUCCACUUUGAUUUUCGUUAAGUUUUGCAUUUAACGCAAAUUUCGAAUGUUUUAUAAAAUCUGCGACGACGUCAAUAGCGGCGAGUACACACUAACGUCUUAUGAUAUUCGUUCUGUGAGUAUGUACAUUAGUUUCGCUGUGUACAGUAUAAUAAAUAGUUAUGUAUAUUUCGUGGCAUGUUUCAUUGUAUAACAAGCUUUAUGAUGCACAAAGUAUUUUGUUUUAAUCGGGUCGGGCCAUACAUUUUAAAGCCCGCUUUUCUUGUGGUUAGAAAUAUUCCCUUUUUUAAAGUGGGAUAUUUCAAACAUGUUAAAAUUAAAUAGUUUCUUUCUUUCUUUCGUUACGUUUUACCAAUUGAUUAAACAUCCAAGUCCUCUUCAGUAGGGCUUCUAUCACUAUGCUUGUUUUCUAUAAAUUUAAUUUCACAAAAAUAACGUUUCAAUGCAUUAAAUUAUUCGGUGUUUCGGUUACUAUCAAGUUGUAUUAUUUGUGUAUUUUAAAUGUAAGUAUUAAGUGAAAAUAACAAUAUGUAAUAUUGAUAGUAGGAACAAAAUAAAAAGACGAAACAGUGGAAUUUACAGCCAAUAGGUAAUUAUAGCGUGGCCUAUGCCGGCACAAUACUCUAAGUACAAUUAGCCAUUUUUAAUAUACAUUAUAUUAACUUAUCAGAGGCUAACUUUUUUACUUUCCUUGCACAAAUGUAAUUUACACAUUAGAAAUGAAACUUUUCUACUUGUAUACCACUUGGCUGUAAACAUAACUCUGUAUGAAAUUCUUAGUACUUUAUCCGAUACCCCGUAAUGUACGAUAUCUACCGGCCGCAUUGAACAUUCAGUAAAUAUUAAACUGUAUGGGUAUGAAAAUAAAGUUGAAAGCUUUCAAAUGCGGCCGGUAGUGCAUCGCGAUCCUGUGCAGAACUUAUUCACUAAUGUCAAAUCGCACACGUUCUUUUUUUUAAUUUUACAUCGAAACGUUUUUGAUGUAUACUUUUUUCAAUAAAUAAUUAUGUAACCAA